Corylus avellana is the source of this 2669-nucleotide messenger RNA. It is a transcript of the gene KUP3, whose product is annotated as K+ uptake transporter 3. Gene Ontology annotation, molecular function: potassium ion transmembrane transporter activity. The record is from RefSeq and is a predicted model, not a curated record. Gene Ontology annotation, cellular component: membrane. Gene Ontology annotation, biological process: potassium ion transmembrane transport. Lineage: Eukaryota; Viridiplantae; Streptophyta; Magnoliopsida; Fagales; Betulaceae.
AAUUGGGAAUGAUACUUGAAACUCUUUCUGAGCUCCGCAUCGAACUAGUUCAAACACACGCAUAGAGCGCACAGGCUUGGCUGUCUUGCCCAUGGAGCCUGAGUCCGGAAUUCCGGUUCCUCGAAGCCCUUCCCCUCUUUCAUGGGUGAAUAUCUCCAAGAAUCUAAUAUUAGCUUAUCAAAGCUUUGGUGUAGUAUACGGGGAUCUGAGCACUUCACCUCUCUAUGUUUAUACAAGCACACUGCAAAAACAUAAAAAUGAGGCAGCAAUAUUUGGUGCCUUUUCCUUAAUUUUCUGGACACUGACAUUGAUACCCUUGCUCAAGUACGUCCUUCUUGUAUUGAGUGCAGAUGAUAACGGUGAAGGUGGGACAUUUGCACUUUACUCACUGCUUUGCCGGCAUGCAAAGUUUAGCUUACUUCCCAAUCAACAAGCAGCUGAUGAGGAACUCUCAGCCUAUAAAUAUGGCCCAUCAUCACAGGUUGUAGCCUCUUCCCCACUGAAGAGAUUUUUGGAGAAGCAUAAAAGGCUGCGAACUGCCCUACUUCUUGUAGUAUUGUUAGGUGCUUGCAUGGUCAUAGGUGAUGGGGUGCUUACUCCUGCAAUAUCAGUUCUAUCAUCGGUAUCAGGACUACAAGUCACUGAAUCAAAGUUAACUAAUGGUGAACUCCUCUUGAUUGCUUGUGUAAUAUUGGUCGGUCUGUUUGCUCUGCAGCAUUGUGGUACCCACAGGGUAGCAUUUAUGUUUGCACCAAUUGUGACCGUCUGGUUGUUAUCGAUUUUUUCCAUUGGGCUGUACAACACAAUACGUUGGAAUCCAAAGAUCGUGUAUGCAUUUUCCCCACAUUAUAUUAUCAAAUUCUUUAGUCAAACUGGUAAAGAUGGUUGGAUUUCUCUUGGCGGGAUUCUUCUUUCUAUAACUGGUACUGAAGCUAUGUUUGCAGAUCUUGGUCAUUUCACUGCCUUGUCAAUAAGGCUUGCAUUUGCAUUUGUUGUGUACCCUUGUUUGGUAGUCCAAUACAUGGGUCAAGCUGCUUUCCUAUCUAGAAAUCCGAAUUCCAUUCCUAAAAGUUUCUAUGACUCAAUACCUGAUCCUGUAUUUUGGCCUGUCUUUGUUAUUGCUACCCUUGCAGCAAUUGUUGGGAGUCAGGCUGUUAUUACUGCUACUUUCUCCAUCAUCAAACAAUGCCAUGCCCUGGGUUGCUUUCCGCGAGUCAAAGUUGUGCACACCUCAAAACAUAUAUAUGGGCAAAUCUACAUCCCGGAAAUAAACUGGAUACUCAUGAUCCUUACUCUUGCCAUAACUAUUGGAUUUCGAGACACAACUAUGAUUGGAAAUGCUUAUGGGCUUGCUUGCAUGACAGUGAUGUUCAUCACAACAUUUCUUAUGGCACUUGUCAUAAUCUUCGUUUGGCAGAAAAGUGUCUUUCUGGCUGCGGCAUUCUUUUUCUUCUUCUGGUUUAUUGAGGGCGUAUACUUGUCAGCAGCUUUUAUAAAAGUGCCUCAGGGAGGAUGGGUCCCCCUAGUGCUUUCUUUCAUCUUCAUGGUCGUUAUGUAUGUCUGGCAUUAUGGGACUCGCAAGAAGUACACUUUUGAUCUGCACAACAAAGUUUCGUUAAAAUGGUUACUUGGCCUGGGCCCCAGCCUUGGUAUUGUCCGUGUGCCUGGGAUAGGCCUCAUAUACUCAGAACUGGCGACAGGAGUCCCUGCAAUAUUUUCCCACUUUGUAACAAACCUCCCUGCCUUUCAUAAGGUGUUAGUUUUUGUUUGUGUAAAAUCAGUUCCAGUCCCUUAUGUCUCACCUGAAGAACGUUUCCUCAUAGGCCGGAUUUGCCCAAGACCGUAUCGUAUGUAUAGGUGUAUAGUGAGGUAUGGGUAUAAGGACAUUCAGCGGGAUGAAGACUUUGAGAACCAGCUCAUACAAAGCAUUGCAGAGUUCAUCCUGAUGGAAGCAGUAGAACCACAGUUCUCAACCUCCGAAAGUUCUUCAUUUGACGGGCGGAUGGCUGUUAUAAGUACCAGAACUCUGGAAUCAACCUCAAGCCUAAUAAUAUCUGAGCACGAGGAUGUUGGCGUGAGCAACUCUAUUCAAAGUAGCAAGUCUUUAACCCUCCAGAGUUUGCGAUCUGUAUAUGAUGACGAGAACCCGCAACUCAGGAGGCGCCAUGUGAGGUUUCAGUUGCCUCCAAGCCCUGGGAUGGAUCCUGCAGUUAGGGAAGAACUGACGGAUUUGAUUCAGGCAAAGGAAGCAGGGGUUGCAUAUAUCCUGGGGCACUCAUAUGUGAAGGCAAGGAGAUCUUCCUCGUUCUUGAAAAAGAUUGUGAUUGAUAUUGGGUACUCAUUUCUGCGGAAGAAUUGCAGGGGUCCCGCUGUGGCGCUUAACAUUCCCCACAUUAGUCUCAUUGAAGUUGGCAUGAUAUACUAUGUCUAGUCCUUUGAAGCAAUUUAUUGUUGUUGAUCUUGGUGGUUAUCUUUCCUAUGGUUGAAUAGGGAGGUAGCUAUUGCCUUGGUCGGGGGAGAAGAAAUGUAUGCUUGAUGCAAAGCAUAGGAUCUCUGGUAUUUCAUUACAAACCUUUCUUGCUUCUGUUGCGCUCCUUUCAACCUGUAUAGAUGACAUCAACAGUCGAUAUGAGUUUUACAUUAACGAGUUAAUUUGCCUUUGGGCCGAA